UUCAUCACAUUUUCAGAGCAAUUCAGUGCACUCGAUAUGAUUUAUUUCCUAUUCCUUAUAUUUUUAUCGCUGUUUUCCUCCUUCCAAGGAGGGAAGACGCCAUUACGGCGUGCCUCGCCUCCAUUCACGAGUGCUUUAACGAACCGGACCAUGACUGACCAUUCAGAAAGUCUGACUUUUCCGCAGCCGUACCUAAAACUACCCGUGUUCGUCUAUUCCGAGCGACCGCCGCUGGAAAAGCUCCACUUGUACCCGGUCAAAGCUAGCGGCCUCGAGCUUCUACCCAGACCCGUCCGAGAGCGCUUGCUCCCUGGGCCAGCCAAGCCAGCAGACCCGUCGGGUCAUCGCACCGUGAGGACCGCAUGCAAAAUGGACAAAAUGCUCGUCCGAGUGCCCAAGAGCAUCCUCGGUGUUAGCGAAAUAAAUCAGCUCAAACUGGGAUCGUGUCAAGCAACAAAAUCGUCCAAGAAUUAUAUUUAUUUCCUUCAUGGACUCGACCAGUGUGGAACCAAACGACAGAUGAUUAAUGGACAGAUGACCUAUUCGAACACACUGCAGUACAACCCCGAGAUUCACCUUGGCCUAAUAAGGAGAUCCGUGCCCUUUGUGAUGCCCGUUGUCUGCAAUUACACCAGGUAUCAAUAUUCCUACAAAGUUGGCUACCUUCCAAAAAUGCGCAUGCGCCACAUCUUCAAAACAAUGAGGAACAGAGCCAAUUUCAUCCUGACACCACUCAACGCUCGGUGGGAAAGGUUCUCCCCGUCUGAUAAGUACAUCCUGGGUGAGCCCAUGCACUUUGAGGUCGAGGGUCCGUCUGUGCCCCAAGACAUGAGGCUGUACGUCCACUCGUGUUAUGCCACACCCAAUAUGUCGCACACCUCCAAGCCUCAAUUUCCGGUGGUGAAGGAUUUUGGGUGCAUGAUUGAAAGCAAGUACGGUCGCUCCAGAUUCAUCCCAUACAAGAACAACGUUGUCCGAUUUUCCGUGGAUGCUUUCUACUUCCGAGGAAUGACGGACCAACAUCUCUACAUGCACUGCACCAUGUCGGCUGAAAGUGACGUUCCCACUCCCACGGCGAAGACCUGCAACUACGACACAAACUUAGGAAGAUGGGUGGAGCUCCAUGGCUGGGACUGGGUGUGUGCCUGCUGUGACUCCAGCUGUGGCUCUGCUGCCGGUUUGAGCGAAGUAACCACCAGCAGAGGGUGGAAAGUGCAGCCAAGAGGGCAACCCUUCAAAAACCGCAAGAGGAAGCAGCCAUUGUUCUUCUCCACUACCACCACCACCACCACAGCAGCACCUUCCGUGGUGAAGACCACCUUGGAGGUCAUUCAAAGCCCGACCACGCCCCGGCUCCAACCGACAGAGUUAAAGUGGCCGUUUGGCGGGAGAGGAGUGGAGUGGGUAGAGGAGGAGGAGGAUGUCUUGGAAACCCAUCCAGACUUGGACAUCAUCAAACAUUCCCACGAGCCUAAAGUGAAAGGCGUGGAAAAAUCCCCGAUGAAGAUACUGACGCUGAAGACUAACCGAGAGGCGACGAAGCCUGAAGCGAUGGGUAAGGUGGCAGACUGGGAGUGGGAGGACGAGGAGAUGGUCAAGAAGGGUUCCGCUGCGGUGGAGGUCGUCAAAGAACCUCGCCGAACCUUUGAAGAUAUCUUUGAGUUUGACCAAUAAAGCCCAACGCCGCAACCACAGGAGUCUCGUUGUUAGCUACAGGGAACAUUUAUUAACAUGAGUAAAUGACGCCUUGCUACAUAACGGAAGAUUCUGUACAAUUUCUUUUACAAAAGUCUUGCAAGUCAAGUUUCCGCCGCCAGCUAUCAAACAAGUUCUUUGCAGUGGAUUGAAAAAGUCGACACACCCCUGUUCAAAGCCAGUUUCAUUUUUGGGGGAAAAAAAAAAGAUGAGACCUAGAUGGAUGACCUAUAAAAGCUAAUUGACAAAAAUAUCUUAGGGGAAGCAAACAUCUACAGCUGAUAGAAUGCAGUUGCACAAGUGUGCACACCCUCUUCUACCUGUUGUCUUAAGUAAUAACCAGUCACAUAUUAAAUGGGACUCAAUGCACACCUGUCACAAUUUAAGGUGCCCCUGAUCAACAACAAAUUCAAAUGAAAUGUUGUGCCUUUUAUCAGAAAGUAAAUAAAUGUGUGUCUGGAGAGAAAGCUCAAAUUCAUUCGGUGUUGAUCGGAGCCACUUGGUGGCACUCCUAUUUAACUUGAAUGGGAUUAAUCCUCACCUCAUCCACGUAGCACUUUUCAGAGGUACAUUAGAUCAGUAGUUCAUUUUUACUUCCCUUCUUUUUAACAAACUUAAAAGUGGAAAAAGUUUUGAAAUGAAUGAUCUCGCUUGCUUUGGAUGUGUCGACUUUUUCUAUCCGCUCUACUCGGAGAAGAGAAACUUGGUUCCAUAAUUGAAUACAGUAAAUACAGCGUGUCAUCAGUAUAUUCAUAAUAUCCCAGGAAGAGUAUACAGGCGUCCGUUUGUCCCUCGUGUCCGUCCGUCCGUCCAACCUACUUUCCAGCAAGAAUGCCCGUUUCCGAACAAAACUCAUCUUCCCCUUUUUGGAACGUGUGCGCCCUCAGUAAUAUGAGCUCAGGUGGGAAUGGGUGGCGGGAUGUCUGUUCAUGGCCGCCCCGGGGUAGAUGGGGCUGCUGGGCGAGUUCCAAUAUGUGGA
Syngnathus typhle (broad-nosed pipefish) is the source of this 2674-nucleotide messenger RNA. It is a transcript of the gene zp3d.2, whose product is annotated as zona pellucida glycoprotein 3d tandem duplicate 2. The coding region runs from base 37 to 1674 and encodes 545 amino acids. Gene Ontology annotation, molecular function: acrosin binding. The record is from RefSeq and is a predicted model, not a curated record. NCBI's taxonomy places the organism in Eukaryota, Metazoa, Chordata, Actinopteri, Syngnathiformes, Syngnathidae. The transcript has 9 exons. Gene Ontology annotation, cellular component: extracellular matrix. Gene Ontology annotation, biological process: egg coat formation; positive regulation of acrosome reaction; binding of sperm to zona pellucida.